This is a messenger RNA of Nicotiana tabacum (common tobacco), 1808 nucleotides long. RefSeq lists its product as uncharacterized. Lineage: Eukaryota; Viridiplantae; Streptophyta; Magnoliopsida; Solanales; Solanaceae. The record is from RefSeq and is a predicted model, not a curated record.
UACCUUAGCCAUCAGUCUCUCUCACAACAAUGGAGUCCAAAUUCCUCUCUUCAAUUGCUCCGGCGCCGUCGCCGACACUUUCUACCUUUCAGGCUUCCUCCGACGUAGCCACGGACCGGACUAUUCUAAGUCCGGCUGCGAAAUAUCCGGCGCCGCCAACAACGCCUUCGACGCCGUUAUCCGCUCAAGAUAUACGGCGAUGGAGACCGGCGGCGCAACGAAACCUGAGAAACCAAUGGUCUAAGUUGGCUGCUUUGCGGACGAAAUGGUUUUCCUUAUCCUCCACUGCUCGAUCAUAUGCCACUUCUGUAGUCAAUUCACAUCUCUCCCAAAGGUAUAUGGAUGCAAUGGACUUGGGUGUUUUAACAGAUAUGCCUGAUAUACGUAAAAAGGCAUGUAGGAAAUUGUUCAAGCAGCAGGAGACUUAUAGGAAUAACCUCUUGUCAUCUUACAAAGAUAUGGUGGCUGUUGUAACUCAGAUGGUCAAUGUUUCCAAAUCUAUGAGGUGUUACCGCAAAGGAACAAAUGGCAGUGCACUUACUGAGUUUUCUUUGUUCCCCGGAGAUCAGAAUGACACUGGUGAUAGUGAUGGAAUUCCUGUUUUCACCUUUUGGUCAAUCUUUGAUUUCGAGAAACUGGCAUUGGAGCUAGUCCAGAUGUUUGUGUCAGAAACGAAUAUAAAGCGGUUGCUUGUAAUGGAAAUAUGCUCCAUUGGUUCCGAGGAAUUUUCACAAGUCGACAGGCUGAAAUGGAGUGAUCAUUUCUAUGUAGGAGAGUUUGAAGAUCUGCUCAAAUGCAAUUCAAACUCAAAUGAGGUUCUUAAUCAACUCGUGCCCAGGCUAGAGAGCUGCAAUUCUCGGACUUCCCCCAUGCAAUCGAGUAAUCAAUUAGAGACCAAUAUUCUCCAGGUUUACUUAACAACCUGGCUUGCAGAAGUCAAUGUCGAUAAAUUCAGGAUAGGUGAAUUAUUUGCUAUGGUAGGUGAGGAGAUGCAUGUUACCAUAUCUUGAUGCCUCAACUACACAGAAAUAAUGCGGAUGUAUCUAUUGCACCUGAGCAGAGCGGAAUGGAUACAAAGGGUUAGCAUGGAUAACCCCAACUCAUUUGAUCGAGGCAUGUAUAUAUACAUGUAAUGGCGAUGGAUCUAUUCGCCAAUGAGGUCGAUAGAACUUGAAAUGAUAGAAAAGCGACCUAAGCUGGGAUUUAAGAUGGUGAAGUCGUCCUUGUCCAGGAGAAUCAUCCAACUUACAAACUAUGCUACUGAUGUUUCCCAGGCAAUGAAUCCAAGUGUCAGACAAAUGACUGCCUAAUGCUGUCUUUGUUUGUUAAAGCAACCGGCGAGUGAAGUGCCAACAUUGACAUAUUUAGUAAUAUGAAAGUGAAGAGGCAAGGAAGAGCUGCUAUUUUUUUUUAAUUUUUUUAAUUAUAUAUUGGGGUAGGGGAGUGGGAAAUGGGGGAGGGGAUUACAAGGUGAGGAAUUGAACCCUCACCAAUAAGGUGAAAGUUUAGGUAGCCAACUAACUGAGCUACUAAGAUUCUGCAGCAAGAGCAACUAUGAGCGUUAGUUUUCUAUUUAUUUGUUUGUUUAUUUAUUGGGGGGUUUUUGGGGGCAGAGAUGCUAGGCUCACUCGUUCCAUAGAUAGAAUACUCCUCUUUCAUAUUAGCCCUUGGUGGUCUGCUUGGGUUGGUGUCCAGUAUAACAAGGUAGGAAAAACAUCCUAUUUCUCAAAAUAGGGAUGUGGUCAUGAGACGUACUUUAUGAUGAAGUUACUGUUUGGAAUUCAUAUUGUGAACGUCUAUUCUGGAAA